This is a messenger RNA of Cryptomeria japonica (Japanese cedar), 1036 nucleotides long. RefSeq names its product CASP-like protein 2U2. The transcript has 3 exons. The coding region runs from base 174 to 791 and encodes 205 amino acids. The record is from RefSeq and is a predicted model, not a curated record. Lineage: Eukaryota; Viridiplantae; Streptophyta; Pinopsida; Cupressales; Cupressaceae.
CAUGCAAUUAUUUCAGGAAAACCCAACUCGCAGUUGGUGUAGGGUUUUAAACCUCCAAAGAAGGUCGUCAAUAUAAUGUCCCAGCUUCGCUGAAAAUAUUCAUGUGAAAUUCGGGAUCUGGGUUGUAUUGUAUCACAUAGCUGAAAAUAUAGAGUCUGAGAGUGAUCACAAAUAUGAAUAGAGGUGAGGAACAUAAUCUGAUCUUGAGGAUCACGGCUUUCUUACUUUUCCUUGUUUCAUUAAUUAUGAUGUUAAUCAGCAAAAGGAGCUCUGUUACAGUAUCAAUCUCUCUCGGGGAAUAUGGCACAACCUUCCAAUAUCGUUUCAAUGAUUACAAGCCAUUCAGAUAUGUUGUAGCUGUAAAUAUUAUAGCCUGCGCAUAUUCCGUCAUACGAAUUAUAGAAGAACUUACUGGCCUAUCUGGAAGAUUCUACUUUUAUCUAAGCUUAAUCUUCGAUCAGGAAUUGGUUUUGAUGAAACAGCUGAUGGCCUACAUAGUUUUAUCGAGUGCCUCCGCAGGCGUUGGGUGCAUAAUUUUAACAAAAGAAUUGUUUGAUGGUGGAGAUAUAGAUGAUGAAGGCGUGAGAAAGUUUGUGAAGUAUGCAUCAGCCUCAGUGAGUAUACAACUUAUGGGAUUUUUGGUGAUAGCAGGUUGUGCAGUAAUAUCAGGCUCUCCUGUUAUACGCCUUUAUAAGCUAUUAAUAGUUUGGGUGCCCAGGAGGUCCGUGCUACCAAUAGUGAUCUUUAGCAGUAAGGCGGUGCUUGGCAGGGACAAUUUUGUAUUAACUUAACAAUGAAAAAGCAUGAGAUUUUAGCCAUGUUGUAAAACCUAAAUAUCGCUUUUAGCUCUAAUCUUGGAGAGGAUAGGAACCUUAUCCUCCUGAAAAUGAUGUUCGAUAAUACACUUUUAAGGCAUAUAUGUAAAUAUUGUAGGCCAAAGUUUGGUAAGAGUGGUGUGAUGUAGUUGUGUGGAAAUUGAAAUACAAUGUUUCCCCAAGAUUAACAAUUGCUUUGGCUGUGUCGGUUAAUUGAUAAA